Messenger RNA from Adineta ricciae, 927 nucleotides. Lineage: Eukaryota; Metazoa; Rotifera; Eurotatoria; Adinetida; Adinetidae. The record is from the annotation of a GenBank genome assembly.
AUGCUAUCAUUUGAUAAUACACAAUGGACGGAUUAUGAAAGUUUUGACAAAGAGAAGCAAAGAUGUGAAAAAAUCUAUUAUUCAUUAGAAAUCGUAAAAGUUCCCGCACGAAUGUUUAUGUUCAUAUUCAAUAUCAUCAAAAGAAUCUGUUGGGAAGUGUAUCUCCUAUUCACACGACUUCCACCAAACCAAGCAUGGAUGGAUCCAAGAGAACAAGCGUUGAUGGUAAAAUACAUCCAAGAGUAUAAAAAUGAAAACAGUAAACGACCGAUUAGUAUGGUUGAAUAUGGUGCUGGAAGUAGUACAUUUUUCUUCAGUACCUACGUUGAUCAAUAUAUAAGUAUUGAACAUAGUCCUGAUUAUUGUCGUGAACUUGAACGUAUGGCUGCUAGUCAACCGCAUCGAUCUGUAAAGAUCUUUUACAUGGGUCGUAACUCUUUCGGAUUCUAUAUUAAACGCACUUAUGAACAAAAUUCGUCGUCACAAUCUCAAUCUUCAUCACAAAUUGAAAUAUAUUGUGUACCACGAAAUGCCUACUCGCUCACGGCUUAUCGUUUAUGGGCUACUGGUGGACGAAGUACAUAUCGAAUGUAUCGCGACUAUGUAGAUUUUCUGUCAGUAUAUUUUCGUGAGAGAAAAUUCGAUUUUGUAUUCAUUGAUGGACGUGCUCGACCUCAAGUUGCCUAUGCUAUUCUGAAACAACUGAAUGGUUCUCAUGCCAAAUUAUUUAUUCACGAUUGGAAUCAACGCAAAGAAUAUCACAUUGUUGAACAGGAAUUUUAUAAUAUAGUCGAUCAACAAAUCGAAAGCAAUCAAGUUGGGGGUGGUGGACUUGUUGUUUUAGAAAAAAAGUCAGAACAUAUAGGAGAGAGAAACAUCAAUGAUAUUCAAUGGCAACAUGGAAGUGAGCCAGCAUGGUGGAUAUGA